Messenger RNA from Podarcis raffonei (Aeolian wall lizard), 2251 nucleotides. RefSeq lists its product as uncharacterized. The transcript has 19 exons. Bases 67 to 2187 code for a protein of 706 amino acids. The record is from RefSeq and is a predicted model, not a curated record. Lineage: Eukaryota; Metazoa; Chordata; Lepidosauria; Squamata; Lacertidae.
GGGACUGUUGUAGCAACAGAUCUCUAAGCGCCGCUUGACUCCUUAUGAGAAAAGCAGUUGAAAUUCAUGGCUGGUUCCUCAGGUGCUCUGAUUUGGCUGCAGAAGGUGCGACUCAGCGUUGAGAAGUCACAGGAAUGGGAAGAUUUCAUUCUGGCGCUGUCCGACGCUGUCCAGCAGCAGAUGGUUGAGAGCCACAUCAAUGCCUUGCAGGACCUCUCAGAGGCAGCGAAAGGUUUUGUCCUGGAGAAAGCAGUCAGCGCCAUCCAAGGAGGUGAUGCUUAUAAGGCCCUGAUGUCGCAGGUUAGUGGCUGCUUAGAGGAACAGAUUUAUUGCCAGAUCGCCCAGGAGAUUCAGGAUGGAGACCGGCGGGUGAAAAAUAAGCCAGCCCUGCUGCUGAAUCACCUCAAGGAUGGAGUGGUGACCUUGCUGGAGGAACGGCCAGAGCUGCGAGGGAGGCUUUGUUCUCUUUUUAACCAGCCCUUACCUGCCGAUUUGCGUCAUCUCACCUGGAAGAUUUACCUCUCUAACACGAAAGCAAGGUUAGGCUAUCUCUCCCAUUUGGCAGCAAACAGAGCUACUUCCUGGAAGGACAGAGAGAUCUCUCUGAGGUGCCAAGCCCUGCUGGAUUCUGAGCUGACGUUCCGGUCCUUAAAAAACCACAAGGUUGCCGCACAGUGCCUGCGGAAUGUGCUUUCUUAUUACCACAAGCUUCAGGGCACCUCCACACCUCUGCGAGACCAAGAUUAUUUCCUGCCCGUGCCUCUCUUGCAAGUUAUUCUGGAUUUGGGUUCUUCCACCAGCUCUGUGGAGUCUGUUUCUGCCCUCCUGGUUGAAGAAUUUAUGUCUCUCAAGAAGCUCCAUCCUCAACUUGUUAGACUCUCCAUCUCCGUCCAGGAUCCUUCCCGGGUCAGCAUAGUGGAAGAAGUUGCCUCCCUGCUGGAGCAGAGAGACAGAGAUCUGGCAAGGUUCCUGGAGAGCGUUUAUGCACAACCAGGGGAAGACUCCAGAGACGCCUUACUCAAGGGACUGAGCCGCAUGAUCCAGCCGGCUAUUGACACUCUGCUUGCUGGCUACUUAAACAUGGAUACUCUGUUGUACAUCUGGGACCAGAUUAUCCUGGGACUGGAGCGGCCGUCAUACAACUGUCUCCCUGUGUUCACCACCAUUUUUGUCCUGCUGCUCCAUGGCCGGCUACUCACGUGUCAAUCCCCAGUGGAAUUGGAAGCAACACUGAAAACCUGGGGACCGUCUCUGCUUGUGCAAGAGUUCCAAGACAUGAUGGAGAAACACUUCUUUGAAGAUUUGUACAGCCAGUUGCUGGGAGGAAACAAGGAACCCACCCCGAUCCAUGACCCUACCCAAACUUUUCCUCCGUGGCGCUACAGAGAUUUCCAAGCUGUACCACCUCCAAGGACAAGGCCAGAAGACAGGAGGCAAACAAGAGAGGAGCGCCAGUUGCUGGAAGAGCAACGCCUUGAGAGGACGCAACAGGAAGAGAGACUUCAAAGGUUCAGAGCGGAAGAGCAGAAGAGGCUACAAGAGAUGAGAUUCCUGCAGCUUUUAGAGGAGAAUAAGAGAAAAUUUGAAAUGCAGAAGGUCCAUUUGGAAGAUCAGCUGUCUCAGGAGAGACAGGUCCGCUACGAAAUGCAAAUGAAGGCAGAGGAACAGAUAAGCAGGCUGCAGGCUGAAAUGCAGAGACUUGCUGUGGACAGGAAGAUGCCUUCACCUGACACCUAUUCCGCUGGAAGUCUCCUCGCCCCUGCACCUUCCCUGCAGUCCCAGACGCCAUCUCAGACUUCCCUGCCUCAUUUUUGCUUGUCAGACACAGUUGCUGCACAUCAGAAACACAAAACCGCCGAUGGAGACACCAUUGCCUUCAAACUGCUGAAGCACAUGAUGGAGGCAGCCAGCUCAAUUGUUAACGGUUCGAGCACCGAGGAAAGGGAACGCUUGGAUGUAGCCACAAGGGAGCAUAUUCGGGACUACAAUGAAGAUGAGAAGAAUGCAAAGAUUGAGAUGUUUGGUUAUGAAAUCAGUGAAGAUGAAAUAAACAACAUCCCAGAAGCCAGAAGGAAAGACGUGAGAAAGAAACUAGAGCAGGCACUCCGACGAGGGGCAGAAGCUCGUUACAUGGCAGCCAGAGGAAGGGGUUUACCAGCAUUUAUUACCCACAUGGAUGUGUUGUGAUUGGUGUGCCCUUGUUACACAAGCAGAGCCUUUGGAAUCCAUAAACCUGGUUAGUAAUCUGCUA